UAGAGCGCCAGCCCAAAGCUCAGACGCUCAUCGCAGCCUCAACUCCACCUUCGGCGCCGCAGACCUGGGACUCCGACUCUCACGGGGAAGGCGGCCAUUCCAUACAAGAGGCUGCUUGCAGGCCUCCACGACACCCAGAACCGCCAGCGCAAGACACGCCUAAGAGAGGCCGCCUGGUCUCGGGGCAAAGAGCAGAUCCGGCGCCACCGCCCACCGCAGCCCACCGCAGCCUACUCGCGGCCUUCCGCAGCGCGUGCCCUCUCCCGCAGGCCCAGCCCGGCUAGGACCGGCCUCGAUCGGAAGAAGGAAGACCGGGAUUGGCUGGUACGGGACAGUCUCCUUUCCUUGUCGCAACCAAUCUGGAUGCGCCGGGGGCGGGUCUGAGCGCCCUGACGGUCCGUUUCGGCGCGCGUUUCUUCCAGCCAUGGAGUCGGCGGCGCUGGUGCGGCGCCUCGCCCCGCGCCUCGGCCUUGCGGAGCCCGGUGUCCUGAGGAAAGCAGAGGAGUACUUGCGGCUGUCUAAGGUGAGGUGUGCCAGUCUGUCGGCGCACAGCUCAGAAACCAGCAGCGCUGUCAUAUGCCUGGACCUUGCAGCCUCCUGCAUGAAGUGCCCCUUGGAUAGAGCUUACUUAAUUAAGCUCUCUGGCUUGAACAGGAAGAUGUAUCAAAGCUGUCUUAAAUCUUUUGAGUGUUUACUGGGAUUAAAUUCAAAUGUUGGAAUAAGAGACCUCGCUGUACAGUUCGGCUGUACAGAAGCAGUGGACGUGGCUUCGGAGAUACUGCAGAGCUACGAGUCCAGUCUUACCGAAACACAGCGAGCAGACCUCGACUUGUCCAGGCCACUGUUCACCACUGCUGCACUGCUUUCAGCGUGCAAAAUUCUGAAGCUAAAAGUGGACAAAACUAAAAUGAUAACUACAUCCGGUGUGAAAAAAGCAAUAUUUGAUCGGCUAUGUAAGCAGUUAGAGAAGAUUGGGCAGCAGAUUAACAGAGACUCUGGAGAUUUAGCCAGUCCAGCACCGAAGAAAAAGAAGCCAUUGGUUGAACUGCCAGCAAAAGAACUAGAAGAAGUAAUAGAAACCCCAAGUAAGCCAGCAAAAGAUGAAGGUCUGACACAGGAUUAUGAGGAAUGGAAAAGGAUGAUUUUGGAAAAUGCUGCCAAAGCUCAAACAGCCACAGCAGAGUGAUUCCCUUUCCACUGCUGUCCUGUGCUUUGUCCUGUGAAGGGCAGUCUUGUCUGAACUUAUACACCGGGCAUGCUGAGGACUGUCUCAAUAUGGAAGAUACCAGCACAGGCUCCUCAUAGGGAAAUAGUUCAGCCAUGCCACCUGCAUAGACUCAGGUCUGUCUUCUCCUGUGGGAGGGAACUGGGACCAUCUUGCUUCUCUGUGUUAAGCUUCAGGAAGUCUCCUAUCUUAACCAAGAAUUCACAUUUCAAGCUGAAAGUCAUCUCAGGCAUUUUACUUGUUUUUGUGGUUUUUAAUUUUAUUUCAUUAAAUCAGAGUUAUACGGCCUAACUUAAUAAAUGCAUUUGUUUUAUUUUA
This is a messenger RNA of Mesocricetus auratus (golden hamster), 1543 nucleotides long. It is a transcript of the gene Orc6, whose product is annotated as origin recognition complex subunit 6. Lineage: Eukaryota; Metazoa; Chordata; Mammalia; Rodentia; Cricetidae. Gene Ontology annotation, molecular function: DNA binding. The transcript has 8 exons. Gene Ontology annotation, cellular component: nuclear origin of replication recognition complex. The record is from RefSeq and is a predicted model, not a curated record. Gene Ontology annotation, biological process: DNA replication initiation; DNA replication. Bases 425 to 1186 code for a protein of 253 amino acids.